Molecule: messenger RNA, 1708 nt
Organism: Dunckerocampus dactyliophorus (ringed pipefish)
Lineage: Eukaryota; Metazoa; Chordata; Actinopteri; Syngnathiformes; Syngnathidae
Gene: prim1
Product: DNA primase subunit 1
Exons: 13
Coding region: 308-1591 (427 amino acids)
Biological process (GO): DNA replication, synthesis of primer
Cellular component (GO): alpha DNA polymerase:primase complex
Source: RefSeq, a predicted model, not a curated record
ACAAAUGUCGUCCAUCGUAAAGCUUUGUAUUUAGCAUUUAAACGCCGUGUGCGACUUUGUCGUUGAGAAAAUAUAGUUGCUUACUCUUCAUAAUUAUAUUUUACCCACCAAUGUUUCCUGUACAUCUGACUUCCGGCAUAUUACUGAGCAAGCCUUUUUCUGAUUGGCUCUGUGCUUUGGUGAAGUGUUUUCCCGCGUUGUGUUAGUCGGAAAGCAACACGCCGAGUUGUCAGUCGGUGGAUGUAUCAAACUAACAAUUUUGAGACAUUUUAAUCACAAGUUAACGACACUUUAAUAUUGCAACGUUAUGCCGUCAUCUUCAGAUUAUGACCAGGCCAGUCUGCCGGAUUUACUACCGCUUUACUACCGACGACUGUUUCCAUUCGCCCAGUACCACCGCUGGCUAAACUAUGGAGGAGUGCAGAAGAACUACUUCCAGAACCGGGAGUUCUCCUUCACCCUCAAAGAUGACAUCUACGUCCGCUACCAGUCUUUUACCACGCAGAACGAGCUGGAGAAGGAAAUGCAGAAAAUGAAUCCAUACAAAAUUGACAUUGGAGCAGUCUACAGUCACAGACCCAGUCAGCACAACACGGUGAAGUCUGGAUCCUUCCAGGCUCUGGAGAAGGAGCUGGUGUUUGAUAUCGACAUGACGGACUAUGAUGAUGUCAGAAGCUGUUGCAGUGCUGCAGACAUUUGUCACAAGUGCUGGACUCUGAUGACCAUCGCCAUACGAAUCCUGGACAGAGCUCUUCGAGAUGACUUUGGUUUCCAGCACCUCUUGUGGGUGUAUUCUGGCAGAAGGGGGGUUCAUUGUUGGGUGUGUGAUGAAUCUGCCAGGAAGCUUUCGGUAUCCGCUCGAUCUGCCGUGGCAGAAUACCUCAGUUUGAUUAAGGGUGGUGAAGAGACUGUAAAGAAAGUGGUGCUGACAGAUCCAAUUCAUCCCUUUAUCAGAGAGUCUCUGACAGUUGUGGAGGAUUACUUUUCCAUGUACGCGCUGCAGGACCAGGACAUACUGGGACGCAAGGAGUCUGUUGACAAAGUGCUGGGCCUUGUGCCUGAAGAUGUUCGAAAAGAGUUACAGCAGGACUUCAAAAAUGAGAGGAAACCGGAAAAUCGGUGGCAACUCAUCGUGGAACAAGCUACUAGGAAACAAGCAACUGCCAAGAAGGGUCAGCACUUUGAGAAAGAAAUUAUGUUGCAGUAUUGUUACCCACGACUCGAUGUGAAUGUCAGUAAAGGGGUAAACCAUUUGCUCAAGAGCCCUUUCAGUGUCCAUCCUAAGACUGGGCGCAUCUCCGUUCCCAUGAAUAUCAAAGACCUGGAUAAGUUUGAUCCUUUCACUGUGCCCACUAUCAGCCUGAUCUGUGAAGAGUUGGAUCGAGCCAGGCAAUGUGAAGCAACAGCGGAGGAGGAAAAGGUAGACGGCAAGGAAAAUGAGAAAGAAGCCGCAGAGAAACGAAAGAUCAGAGAUUACAAAAGAACCAGCCUUGCAAAGUAUAUAAAGUACUUUGAUCAGUUUCUGGAUGCAGUAUCUCAGUCGUGGAAAGGAGAACUUCUCAAAAAGAGUGAUCUUCAAAAGGAAUUUUGAUUUCCGGCAGCUGACGAUGCAAACUUGCAUUUCUCACAGAAAUAUUCAUGUCCAUAAAAUGUCAAAGAUAAUUUCUACAUUUGUGCUUCACAGUUUGUAAAAUACAUGUGAUACAAU